GUUUCUCAGACAACAGAUGGUCUGGAUGCUGAUCUGUGGAAAGAUGGUUUAUUUAAGUCGAAGGUGACUAGAUACCUGUGUUUCACCAGAGCCUUCUCCAGAGAGAAUAGCCAUUUAGGGAAUGUCCUGGUGGAUAUGAAACUGAUUGAUAUCAAAGACACAUUGCCUGUUGGCUUCAUCCCCAUCCAGGAGACUGUGGACACGCAGGAAGUCGCCUUUAGAAAGAAGCGUCUGUGCAUAAAGUUCAUUCCACGAGAUUCCACAGAAGCUGCCAUAUGUGAUAUUCGUAUUUUGAGCCGCUCUAAACAGGCUCCACCACAGUACACAUUUAUUGGGGAAUUGAAUAGUAUGGGCAUCUGGUAUAGAAUGGGAAGAGUCCCACGAGCCCCAGAAUCUCCACAGCCUUCUACUCCUUCAUCUCCAACUGUGGUGGUCACCUCAGCAUCUGCACCAAACCUCCCAAGACAUAUAUCUCUAACUCUUCCGGCAACAUUCAGAGGUAGAAAUAACACUCGGCCGGACUUUGAAAACCAGCAGUCUAAUCUGUACGCUAUCUCAGGUGAGUUUGUAAUAUCUUAA
This is a messenger RNA of Staurois parvus, 579 nucleotides long. The record is from the annotation of a GenBank genome assembly. Lineage: Eukaryota; Metazoa; Chordata; Amphibia; Anura; Ranidae.